AUGGCUGCUCCUACUGGAUUGGUGAAAUCCAUCCACAGCGAUGUGGCGGUCUACGACUUGGCCGCGGGCAAGUCUACGCCACAGUUCAUGGAGGAGGCCAGGAAGACCAACAAGUCUCUACGAUAUGAUACUGAGUAUAGACGACGACUCGAACUACUGCAGGAUUUCGAGUUCCCUACGACGAGCACUACAGUCCGAGUUUCUCCUGAUGGAUCCUGCAUCCUGGCAACGGGAGUGUACCCACCUGAAAUCCGUCUCUACGAAACAGCUGAGCUGGGUCUAAAGUGUGCCCGACGACUCGACCAAGAGGCAGUGGACGCCAUAUUCCUGGGAGAGGACUAUAAGAAGAUAGCCAUACUAGGCUCAGAUAGGAGCAUCGAAUUCCACGCCCAAUACGGCAAGCAUCAUACGCUCAGGAUACCCAAAUUUGGUAGAGACCUCCAGUACGAUAAGACUACAUGUUUGUUGUAUGUGACUUCCUCUAGUAACGAGAUAUACCGACUGGACCUAGAAGAGGGCAUUUUCGCUGCCCCCUUGAUCGCUAGGAACAUGGAGUUCGUCAAUGCUUCUGCCCUAGCCCCUAAUGGUGCCCCUUUACUCCUCUUUGGCGGCUCUGAUGGUCAAGUCCAAAUCACAGACACUCGAGUUGGCCCCUCAGCCGUCGCCUCGGGAGUGGUUACUCCUGCGGAGGUCCGCUCGGUGGCCUGGAGCCUUCCGGACUGCAUGCAGAUAGCAGCAGGGGACAUUUCGGGGCGCGUGACGGUAUGGGAUAUUCGAUCGAGUCGUCCUCUAGCAGAGCGAGACCAUCGUAAUGGUGUACCUGUCCACACUGUACAGUGGCACUCCAGAGGUGUAAUAUGUUCCUCCGACUCCCGCACGGUCACCUUCUGGAAGCCCGAGGCAGGCCGGGCUGAGGUAGUGACGUCGAUCCCCUCCAAGACUGCUAUCAACCACGUCGCUCUGUGGCCGGGUUCGGGUAUCUUCUUCGCAGCGCGUGACGAGCCACGGAUAGGAACAUACUUCAUCCCAGAGCUGGGAGUGGCUCCUGAAUGGUGUGGGUUCUUGGAUGGUCUCACGGAGGAAAUGGAGGAGACUACUAGUGGAGCCGUGACGAGUGUUUAUGAUGAUUAUGUCUUCGUUACUAAGAAGGAUCUCCAACAGCUAAGUGGUGCUGAUAGUCUUAUCGGGACUAGUCUAUUGAAGGCGUAUAUGCAUGGGUAUUGGAUGGACCGAAGACUUCAUGACAAACUCGUUAAGCUCUCGGACACAUCUUCAUUCUCGAUGGCUGAGCAUGAGAAGGAGCGUCUACAGCAAGCAGUGGAAGCUAAGCGCCCUAUGCGCCGUCCUGCGCCUAAGCAUGUUGAUACACCCAAGGUCAAUGCUCGCUUAUUGGAGAAGUCCUCGAGCGAGUCGGCUAAGCAAGUGUUGGAGGAUGAUAGAUUUGCUAAGUUGUUCAGCAAUAAGGAUUUCGAGAUAGAGGAGGUUCGGGGAGAUGAGGUGGAAGCGGCCCUCAAUGAUGCUCCUACGUCUAGUGGUGUGGUGUCGGCUGAGGCGAUAGCUCCGGUUGAGGAGGAGGAGGAGGAGGGCAGGCCUCGAGGGAAAGGAAAAGGAAAAGGGAAGGGCAAAGGGAAGGGCAAAGGGAAGGGGAAAGGAAAGGGGAAAGGAAAGGGGAAAGGGAAGGGGAAAGGGAAGGGGAAGGGUAAAGGAAGAUUUUAG
This is a messenger RNA of Perkinsus marinus ATCC 50983, 1716 nucleotides long. RefSeq names its product Nucleolar protein, putative. Bases 1 to 1716 code for a protein of 571 amino acids. The record is from RefSeq and is a predicted model, not a curated record. Gene Ontology annotation, biological process: maturation of SSU-rRNA from tricistronic rRNA transcript (SSU-rRNA, 5.8S rRNA, LSU-rRNA). The transcript has 7 exons. Lineage: Eukaryota; Perkinsozoa; Perkinsida; Perkinsidae. Gene Ontology annotation, cellular component: 90S preribosome; nucleolus; small-subunit processome. Gene Ontology annotation, molecular function: protein binding.